CUAGAAACAGUUGUUUACAAGUAAGUUUUUAUUGUCAGGAACUAAAAUAAAACACCGAAACGGUUGAAACAUCAGCAUUUUUUCAGAAGGAAUAAAAAAAUCUUGACUGAAAUAUGUUUUUAUAAUUGAUUAUAGUAGAUACGUGAUCUGCAAAAUAUUUUUAGUAACUGAACUAUGAGUUCGUCGAACGAACUAAACGAGUCCAUUAGACUUUAUACAGAGCAGCUUUCUCAGGUAGAACAUGCUCUGGCUACCACGGAAAACUCAAGCGAACGAAAAGAUUUAGAAAAUCUCAAGGAUGAUCUAAAUGAACUACUCCACCUAACACGUGAAACAUUAGAACAGGAGCAUGGACAGGGCACUAGCGCCUCAAGUGAUGGUGGAAUGAAGGAUGAGUUUGCGGCAUUCAUGGCCGAAAUAAAUGAUUUGGAUUGCGAUGAUCAGCACCAGUCGGAUCGAAAUCCUUCUCCAAACGAUGCAUCGGAGGCCCUUGCAGAUCUCAUAGGAAGUAAGUGCUCUGCUCCACACCUUCACCGAUGGGGUUCAAAAGCGUUUCACAAUGCGCUUAUAUGCAGUCUCGAUGCAUCCGAUAACCAUGACAUAAAGAUGAAAGUGCUGUUCAUCAAUCCGACCCACCAGGAAAUGAUACCUUGUCCCUUUUUCCUAGAAGGCGAAUGUAAAUUUGAUGAUGAUAAAUGUCGCUACUCGCAUGGAGAAAUGGUAGCUUUCAGUGAUCUAAAAGACUAUCGUCAGCCACGCUUUGAACUAUUGGAAAAGAAGGGUUGGCGGGUUUUAGCGAAACAAAAAAACCGUUUAUGGGCCAAAGGCGCCGUCAAGGAGGCUGAUUUCGACAAAAAGAUGUGUAAAAUAAUUAUAGACGAAGGAAAACAAAUGCUAGAGUUACCAUUUGAAGAUAUUUUACCUUUGGAGGACGAAGGUGACGAUAAUUUACUUUCAAAUUCUGAUGAUUCUUCGUCAGAAGAUGAUGGUACUCUCGAUGAUGACGCUGCAUUUCGACAAGCCGGAAUAAUCCAACGAAGUUUGCUCAAUCCAGCUCCAUCACAACGGUUGGGUGAAUGGGAGAAAUAUACAAAAGGAAUCGGUUCUAAGAUAAUGAUUAAAAUGGGGUAUGUUGUGGGUGCCGGACUAGGCAGUAAAGGAGAAGGAAUAGUGGUUCCUGUUAGCGCGCAAGUGCUUCCACAAGGAAGAUCAUUAGAUUAUUGUAUGGAGUUGCGUGAACGUGCGAACGGUAACAGUGACUUAUUUAGUGUUGAAAAGAAACUUCAACGACUGAAAAAAACACAAGAAAUGAAAAAUGCGAGACAGCAUGGGAAAAAUGCGAAACGUAAGGUAGAUGUUUUCAAUUUUCUUAAUAAUGAAAUAUUGGGUAACACGACGAGCGAUUUUUCCGGUUCAUCGGAUAAAAAACAAACAGCACUACCGGAAAAACUUGAUUUGCCUAGUUGCUCAUCCAAAAAUUUGAACAUUGCUAGUCUGAAGUUGUCGCAGCACACUAGGCGAUUGACAGGUGACAUCGAACGAUUACAAAAUUCCCUUGCUCGGCAUCAGCCAGGCUCACAAGUUUACUCGAGUCUCAAGAAGCAGAUUGCCGAUAAGCGUUCCGAAAUAGCACAAAUGCAGGUUACUGAAAAAAGCAUCAACCAAGAACAGCAGUUACGAUCCGAUAAACGUAAAAUGACAAUAUUUUAAAAUGAAUUAACAGAAAGAGAAAUCUUUAAUGAAGCACCGAUUCAUAAGAGCUGUGGAUUAUGCAUAUGUACGUUUGUUCAUGUGCACAUUGCCGUUAGCGAUUCACUUUAGUCGGAACCAGGUUCAGUUGUAAUAAUUCUAUUCCGUAUUACCUAGACAGCGCUUUAAAGUUUUGAUUUAAUAUCUAAAAGUAACUUUCAGAUAUUUGUAUCUAAAGGAAAGAUAUUGGUAAUCAUUCAGUUGUAGUUAAAAUAUGUUUUCUUACUGAACUCUCCAGUAGAUUAAUUGCGAAUAAAUUGCAGCUUAUUUAUUAACUCACCAGUUAAGUAAAAUGACAAAAAUUAUGUCACCUCUGCCGAAAAUCAAAUAUAAAUUCACAAAAGUACACAA
Wyeomyia smithii (pitcher-plant mosquito) is the source of this 2100-nucleotide messenger RNA. RefSeq names its product zinc finger CCCH-type with G patch domain-containing protein. Gene Ontology annotation, biological process: regulation of transcription by RNA polymerase II; negative regulation of DNA-templated transcription. Lineage: Eukaryota; Metazoa; Arthropoda; Insecta; Diptera; Culicidae. Gene Ontology annotation, cellular component: nucleus. The transcript is spliced from 2 exons. Gene Ontology annotation, molecular function: metal ion binding; RNA polymerase II cis-regulatory region sequence-specific DNA binding; DNA-binding transcription factor activity, RNA polymerase II-specific. The coding region runs from base 175 to 1710 and encodes 511 amino acids. The record is from RefSeq and is a predicted model, not a curated record.